CCGUUGCUUCAAUUUAACUAUCAAAAGUAUGAUAGCUGCAUGUACUAUGUAAAUGUGAAUUGCUCAAUUGAACUCUCUCUCUCUCUCUGCUUCUCUCUUUCUAUUCUAAUGUUGUUAUUAGGCUCUUUAAAAUCCAUAUCUCUUAAGAAGCACGUUUCACGAGCACGCGACCUUAUUGGUAAUUGGUAAAAAAAGGGUUUGGAGAGAAAUCAACUAUGCCCCACGGGAAAGUUUGGAGCUGUGAUGAAAGACAGAUGGGGCCUGGUCGAAAAGGGCCUAGCCGAAGCUCAGCUGGGAACAUUAUAAGUGACGCAAAGAACUCAAAACAACUUUGCUGCCGGAUCGUGCUACAUAUCGUAUUUGUACUGUGUACGACACGCUCUCUGACGAAUUUCUUCGUGUAUCUUGCAUUUUACUAUAUAUCGCCUUUUCUUCAAUUGAAUUGGAUUGCGACUAUUUCUAUAUUUUAUACCCCAUUUGCUUUUGCUUAGAUCUCAUUUACUUCCCUCUUGUACACAAUCACCGACAAUAACCUCCCCCAAAUCUCUGGAGUCGAUGCAAGCUCGUUGGCUUUUCAGCGAAGAUGCGUUUCGGUAAGACUCUUCGCGAGUCCAUAUACCCACCAUGGAGGGACCAGUAUAUCGAUUACGCAAAACUGAAGACGAUGUUGCGAGAGGAUAGGAAAGAGGAGGAGGAGGAUGUGCCAUGGACAGAAGAUGACGAGAAUCGUUUCUGCGACGAGGUAUUCAAUGUGCAGUUAGAGAAGGUGGCCCAAUUCCAAGAAAAGACCAUCAGCGAACUGAAGGAGCGCGCCGAGGUGGCUUUCGAGACGCUGAAGGAGAUAGCACCCUCCAAUGACAAGCCCAAGAAUGACGUGACGAUCGCCCGAUUAAAGGAGCUAAAAAGCGAGCUGGACGCCAUCACCAAUGAAGUUAAGGAGUUGAAAAAGUAUAGUAGCGUCAACUACACUGGUUUCCUUAAGAUUGCGAAAAAGCACGAUCGUAAGCGAGGUGAUCGCUACAAGGUCCGGCCUAUGAUGCGGGUUAGCCUGUCGAAGCGCGGCUUCAAUUCGGAGCAGGCGUACACGCCUCUUCUCGCGAAGCUGUCUCUAAUGUACUAUGCCAUCAACGAAAACCUAGACGAAGGUGAGCAAGGCCAGCCACUAGAUAUCGACCUAGAGAGUCAGCAGGAGGUACACAACGGCGAACGAUAUACUGCCCAUAAAUUCUGGAUACAUAAGGACAACCUUCUUGAGAUGAAGACUGCUAUCUUGCGGCACCUACCUGCUCUUGUUUACACUCAGCAAGCCGGCCAAGAGCCCGACGGCAACGAAGACCCUAAGAUCACAUCCCUCUACUUCGACAACUCCAAGUUUCAACUAUACGCGAGGAAGGUGGACCGCCAGGUUGACGCUUCAUCUCUGAAAUUACGCUGGUACGGACAGUUAGGAGCAAAUCCCGAGGUCAUUCUUGAACAGAAAAUAGUGCAUGAAAAUGGCAUUAGCGAGGACAAGAAGUUCUAUAUCAAAACCAAGUAUGUCAAACAAUUCAUCGACGGGCAGUACGGAAUGGAGAAAACAGUCCAAAAGAUGGAAAGACAGGGUCAGACUGCUGAAGCUAUCCAAUCGUUCGAGACUACUGUGGCAGAGAUUCAGGAUUUUAUCAUCAAAUCUAAGCUGGAACCUGUUCUGCGGGCCAACUAUACCCGCACGGCGUUCCAAAAGCCAUCUGACGAUCGUAUCCGAAUUUCGAUCGAUACUGAUAUCGCUUUUAUCCGCGAGGACACCCUAGAUCGUGAUAGGCCGUGUCGAGAUCCCCAGGAAUGGCACCGACGAGACAUCGACGAAAAUAAUAUGAGGUACCCCUUUGAAAAUAUGAACCAGAGCGAAGUAUCGAGAUUUCCUUAUGCGCUCCUCGAGAUAAAGCUGAAGGAGGAAGGAGGACGCAAGCGGCCGGGGUGGAUAGAAGACCUGAUGGUGUCCCACCUUGUCCACGCUGCGCCAAGGUUCUCCAAAUUCGUGCACGGAGUUGCAUCUCUCUUUGAGGAUUAUGUUAAUCAAUUACCGCUCUGGCUGAGCGACCUUGAGAUAGAUAUUCGCAAGGAUCCUCAGACGGCACACGAUGAGGAGGAACAGCGGAAGGCACAACAGGCAGAAGAUGCUAUGGUCGUAGGUAGCUUUUUGGGCAGUGGCGCAGCUGCUAGAAUUGGCUCUUAUAAACCAGCAGCAACAAGUUCACCAGUCGGAAAGUCGUACCUCUCGGAGCGAGCCGCUAGAGAAGCCAGGGCAUCUGCACCACCAGCUCCUGUAAAUAGCCACGGCGAACAAGACGAUGCGGACGGCACAGGAAAUGGUUCUUCCCAGAAAAGAAGUUACGGGACGCUUUCUUCCGUCUUCCCUGGCUUCUCGCUCUCGCGGUAUUCCCGGGCAAAGCGCCAGCGAGCACAGCUUCCCGAAGGUGUUACAAAACCAGAAGCGUGGCUCAAGAACGCGGGACCGCUUCAGGUUGAGCCCAAGGUAUGGCUUGCCAACGAGCGAACAUUCCUUAAGUGGCAGCACAUUUGCAUUCUUCUUGGCACCUUGGCAAUUAGCUUAUAUACGGCAGCGGGGGAAAACUUUCUCGCCGAAUGUAUGGGCAUCGCGUAUAUCGUGAUUGCCAUCUUAGCUGGAGGAUGGGGAUAUAUUAUGUUGCACAAGCGCCGCGACAUGAUCGUGGAACGCAGUGGUAAGGACUUCGACAACAUGAUUGGUCCGUUGGUGGUGAGCGUUGCCUUGAUGCUUGCUUUGAUACUCAAUUUUGUAUUCACGUAUCAAGCCGCGUUUGCAAAACUGGGCAAUCGGCUGCUGAACGAAACUGAAGCAACAUUUAUCGGGGAGCUUGUGUAAGAAUUAUGUUCCGUCUCUAUUGCAUGAGAGUUUGUUCGAUUUGGAUCUGUCAAAAGUUAUUGUCUACCUACCUACCUACCUACCUAAGGUAGGUACCUAAUAUAGGUUGGAUGAAUGUGCUGAAAGUAUGGGUUAGGUAUCUACCUACAUAUGUAAGUAGGAAGGUAUGUUAGAUACCUGGAUAUUAAGAAUUAACUAUUAGAAUAAGUGACUUGAUUGAGAUAGAUAGUGGAAGAAUGUAAGGAGAAAAUAGUUGCACAAAUGAUAAUCCGCCAACACGGAAUUAGAGGUACCUGUAUGGAACAAAAGGAGUGUCGUACAUAAGUCGGGUGAUAGUGGGGUUAUGUACCUAAGUAAUUAGUUUAUGUAAGAAGCUAUCUUAAUAACUUACCUUAAGCCUAACUAGUAGGUAAGUAGCUAAGCUAAGGUAACAAUAUCCACGCAGCUGCCACGCC
This is a messenger RNA of Daldinia caldariorum, 3339 nucleotides long. Its product is annotated as SPX-domain-containing protein. The record is from RefSeq and is a predicted model, not a curated record. NCBI's taxonomy places the organism in Eukaryota, Fungi, Ascomycota, Sordariomycetes, Xylariales, Hypoxylaceae. Gene Ontology annotation, cellular component: fungal-type vacuole membrane; vacuolar transporter chaperone complex. Bases 584 to 2884 code for a protein of 766 amino acids. The transcript is spliced from 3 exons.